Molecule: messenger RNA, 1276 nt
Organism: Scleropages formosus (Asian bonytongue)
Lineage: Eukaryota; Metazoa; Chordata; Actinopteri; Osteoglossiformes; Osteoglossidae
Gene: tatdn3
Product: TatD DNase domain containing 3
Exons: 10
Coding region: 5-835 (276 amino acids)
Molecular function (GO): hydrolase activity, acting on ester bonds
Source: RefSeq, a predicted model, not a curated record
CGCAAUGGACGGCGGAUAUGUAGACUGUCACUGUCACAUUUCAGCUACCGAAUUUAACGAGGACAUAGACCAUGUGAUUACGAGAACCAGAGAGGCUGGAGUGAGGGCUUUAAUCUCAGUGACGGAGGAAGUCAGUGAGUUUGCGAGAGUGAUCCAGCUGUCCAAGGUUUAUCCAGGCCUGGUGGCACCAUGUCUGGGAGUUCAUCCUGUUCAGCGCUCAGGCUCUCAGGAGCAGCGCAGUGUGACAAUAAAGGACCUGGAACCUGCAUUGCCUUUAUUUCAAAAGUACAAAGGUGACAUUGUGGCCAUCGGCGAGAUUGGUCUUGACUUCACACCAUGGUAUGCAACCAGUUCACAGCAACGCGAGGAGCAGCAGGCAGUCUUCAUAAAACAAUUACAAAUAUCCAAGGAAAUGGAUUUACCAGUAAAUGUUCAUUCACGAUCAGCAGCGAAGGUCACCAUCGGGGUCCUUAAGGAGCACGGGGUUGGCCGUGCACUGCUGCACAACUUUGCAGGAAAACCAUCGGUGGCCAUGGAGGGGGUCCAAGCUGGUUGUUUCUUCUCUUUUCCUCCUGCUGUCUGCAGGAACGAACAGAGAGCCAAGCUGAUCAAACAGAUCCCCCUGGAGUACAUCUGCCUGGAGACAGACUCUCCUGCUCUUGGACCAGACAAAUAUGUCCGAAAUGAGCCCGAGAACAUCAGUCUUGCUUGCAAGUACAUUGCACGAGUGAAAGGAAUUGCAGAAGAAAAGGUCAUGGAAGCAACGGCUCUAAAUGCCUUCCGCCUCUUCCCAAGAAUCAAGAUGUUAGACCAGCAAACUGACUAUAGCAAUUGAAUGAACUCAGAAAGAAUACCUAAUAAAUUUAAUUACUGUGUUUAUUAUUUUUAACGUAUCAUUUCAGAGCUGUGUUACUUUAAUGUGUCAUACAGCUUUCUCAUGUCACUAUAUUCUGUCUAACAGGAGGACCUCUGUACUAAGAUUUGCAGUUAUACAUGGAUGCACUGGAUGGAGAUAAUAAAUGCAACAUCGUCAACUGUAAUUAUUCAGGUGCUAAGGCAGCCAUUUUUAAAUUUAGAAAAUAUACACAUUUGUUUUAAAUGCAAAUUUAAGAAACAAAAAGUGUUGCAAUAAAAAUACACCAGGCGUCCCGUCCCGUUCAUAUUACACGUGCAUUUGACAGAUGGGAGUGUUUCUGGAAGACUUUCACACCAAAUGCACCUUAUCUGUAGGAAUAAAUAUAAAAGCUAGAUUUAAAUUAUUGUAAAUAAAGAUAAA